Saccostrea cuccullata (small rock oyster) is the source of this 1432-nucleotide messenger RNA. Its product is annotated as E3 ubiquitin-protein ligase TRIM45-like. The transcript is spliced from 3 exons. The record is from RefSeq and is a predicted model, not a curated record. Gene Ontology annotation, molecular function: zinc ion binding; protein binding. Lineage: Eukaryota; Metazoa; Mollusca; Bivalvia; Ostreida; Ostreidae. Bases 83 to 1432 code for a protein of 449 amino acids.
CGUGAUCAGAGUGUAUAGAGACUGUACUUGGAGACUGAUCAAGGACGGACGCCAUUACUGAAGUCAGUCAAAAAAUAUAAAGAUGGACCCCCGUACCAGUGCCCAGGACGUGAUGCGAUGUGACCUGUGUGAGACCGCUGUGGUACAGAUGCACUGUGAUACAUGUCUUGUCAACCUGUGUAAGGCCUGUGUGGGAGAACACUUUUCUGCUGAUCUCUUGAACCCUCAUAAAAUUGUUGACUUCAAGGAUAGAAAAUCUACUCCCCUCAAUCCUAAAUGUAAAUCUCAUCACAAAGAACAGUGUGAAAUGUACUGUAAAAAAUGUGACAUUCCUGUCUGCAGCAGCUGCCUUGAAUCUAAUCAACAUUUAGGUCAUGAAUUGUCUAAAAUCAUUCGAGUUCUGGAUGAAAAAAAGGAAGUGAUUACAAAAGAAAUAAAUGAAUUAAAUGAUACAAUUUAUCCCACCUACCAAGACAUUGCGUCUGAUGUACAAAACAGAAUAAGUCAGUUAGAAAAGGAAUAUGGAGAUCUCUCAACAGCCGUAACAAAACACGGAGAGGACUGGCACAGAGAAAUUAAUAAACUUGUCAGGAAACUUAAAGCUGAAGUUGAUGAGAUGAAAAACACACAGUUACAAACUCUACAGAAACAUCUGGAUGAAAUAAAAAAGACAAUGGCUGAUAUCAAGGGAGAAAUUGAUUCAAUGGAAACUGCAAUAGACACCAAUGAAUUAUCAAAACUAUUUAGUGUCACACCCAGUGUACAAAAAUACAGAAAUCUUCCAGACAAAAUCGUAUCAUCAUUACCAAAAUUCAUUCCAGGAAAAAUACAAGGAGAACAACUUGGUAAAAUGUUUGGAGUUUUAUCACCAAGUUCUUUAACAUCAGAUAAACAUGGCUACAGCAUGAAGACAUCACAGAAAUCACCAGAAGCUGGAUCCUCUUCUCUAGUCAAACAACUGCCUGAAGAACCAGAGACUGUCACCACCAUAGACAGUGGGUAUGAAUGCCAAUACAAUGUGGCCUGUCUGAGUGAUGGAGAAAUCUGGACAAGUGGAGAUUACAACACCAUGAAACUCUUCAGCGUCAAUCAGGGAUCACUACUCAAGACAAUCACAACCCAAUCAGGGAAAAACCCAUCUGACAUAGCCAUGACAAAAAGAGGAGAUCUAGUUUAUACUGCAUACAAUGAUGGAACUAACAAACCAUUCCAUCCACGAGGAAUCACCACAGACAGUCAGAGUCACAUCCUUACAGCUGAUUAUAACAAUGAAUGUGUCCACAUCAUAGAUCAGGAUGGACAGUUCCUCCGUUACAUAGACUGUGGACUGCGUCAACCCUGGGGACUGUGUACAGAUACAAAUGACAAUCUGUUUGUUGCGCAAUUGAGAAAUAAACAAGUAAAGAAAAUCAAAUACAAGCAUCUGCAGUGA